This is a messenger RNA of Humulus lupulus (European hop), 543 nucleotides long. RefSeq lists its product as uncharacterized. The record is from RefSeq and is a predicted model, not a curated record. Lineage: Eukaryota; Viridiplantae; Streptophyta; Magnoliopsida; Rosales; Cannabaceae. The coding region runs from base 1 to 543 and encodes 180 amino acids. The transcript has a single exon.
AUGAUUGGGAAGCUGCAGUAUUUGACAAUAACCAGACCCGAUUUGUCUUACUUUGUAAACAAAUUGAGCCAAUUCCUUGCUACACCUCAGAUUCCUCAUAUGCAAGUAGCUCAACGAUUGCUUCAGUAUGUUAAAGAGUGUCCUGGUUUGGGACUUUUAUUUCCAGCAAGUUCAGAGGUUAAGCUAAAGGCUUAUAUGGAUUCAGACUGGGCAGCUUGUCAAGACACUAGACAGUCUACUACAGGUUUUUGUGUAUUUCUUGGACACUCAUUGAUAUCAUGGAAAAGUAAAAAGCAGCAAACGAUUUCACGCUCUUCAGCUGAAGCCGAGUACAGAGCAAUGGAAGAUGCCACUUAUGAGGUUGUUUGGUUAAUUUUUGUAUUGAAGGAACUAAAACAAGUUCAUGAAGAGCCAGUAGAAUUAUAUUGUGACAACCAAGCUGCAUUACACAUAGCUGUCAAUCCUUUUUUUCAUGAGAGAACCAAGCAUAUAAUCUGGAAUAAUCAAAACCUCACAUGUUUCAUCUCAGGAACAAAUUGCUGA